AUGCAGGAAGUUGUAGAGAACGGUCUUCCUACUUUAUUAAAUGAUAAUCGAGUACAGGAUGUGUCACGUCUGUACACACUGCUAAGUCGGGUUGACGGAGGCGUGCCUUUGCUUAAAACAGGCUUUUCUUCUUACAUAAAGAAAGUUGGCAAGGCUAUGGUUACGGAUUCUCAGCGAGAUCAGACUAUGGUAGAAGAUCUAAUGGCUUUCAAGGAUAAGCUUGAUGUCUUUGUUGAGACAUGCUUUGGAUCGAAUGAAGACAAAAUGAAGUUCGCUCAGGCUGAAAAGGAUUCCUUUGAUUAUUUCAUCAACACACGAGGCAACAAACCUGCUGAAUUGAUUGCCAAGUAUAUGGACGCGAGAUUACGUAGUGCGAACAAAGAAGCAUCUGAUGAACAGCUGGAUCAGUUAAUGAAUAAAGUUAUUACGUUAUUCCGUUUUAUCCAAGGUAAAGACGUAUUUGAGGUCUUCUAUAAGAAGGAUUUGGCCAAACGUCUACUCUUUGGCAGAAGUGCUUCGGUUGAUGCCGAGAAAAUCAUGCUGAGUAAAUUGAGACAAGAAUGUGGUGCUGGUUUUACUCAAAAACUCGAGGGUAUGUUUCGAGACAUGGAGUUGUCAAAGGAUCUUGAGAUAGCGUUCCGUAAUUACACACAGCACGAAAGUUCGUUAGGCCGUUUAGACGAGUGUGUCGAGUGCAACGUUUCAUUGCCGCAUCAGUUGAGCUCAUGUCUCCAGCUUUAUGAAAGGUUUUACGACUCAAGGCAUACGGGACGAAAACUUCAGUGGCAACCACGUCUUGGACAAUGUGUUUUAAAAGCCAAUUUCCGAAAAGGAUGCUACAAGGAGCUGAAAGUGUCACUGUUCCAAGCUAUAGUUCUUCUGUUGUUCAACGAUCAGACAUCGUGGACUGCCGCGGACAUCAUGAUGGCGACAAAACUGGAUCAUAAAGAACUGGUUCGUACUAUGGUGUCUUUGUCAUGCGCCAAAGUUCGUGUUCUUCUGAAGUCACCAGCGAAUAAAGAGAUCAAAGAUGAUGAUGUCUUCACAAUCAACACAGAUUUGAAGGAAGUGCGUUUCAGGAUUCGUAUUUCUGAGGUCCAAAUGAAGGAAACGGAGGAGGAGUAUAAAGCAGUCGAGGAGGAGGUCAAUCAAGAUAGACAAUAUCAAAUCGAUGCGGCCAUUGUUCCUACCGAUCUAAAGAAGCGUAUAGCAUCGCUCAUGGAAAGGGAUUAUUUGCGAAGGUGCGACGAUGAUCCAAACGUUUAUCAAUAUGUUGCUUAA
Molecule: messenger RNA, 1281 nt
Organism: Angiostrongylus costaricensis
Lineage: Eukaryota; Metazoa; Nematoda; Chromadorea; Rhabditida; Metastrongylidae
Source: the annotation of a GenBank genome assembly